This is a messenger RNA of Lytechinus pictus (painted urchin), 3637 nucleotides long. RefSeq names its product 5-hydroxytryptamine receptor 1D-like. Gene Ontology annotation, biological process: G protein-coupled receptor signaling pathway; cellular response to light stimulus; phototransduction. Gene Ontology annotation, cellular component: plasma membrane. The record is from RefSeq and is a predicted model, not a curated record. Lineage: Eukaryota; Metazoa; Echinodermata; Echinoidea; Temnopleuroida; Toxopneustidae. Bases 1094 to 2296 code for a protein of 400 amino acids. Gene Ontology annotation, molecular function: G protein-coupled photoreceptor activity. The transcript has a single exon.
CGUGGAGAUCGUGGAGGUCCAUCUAUUAUGUUUUGUUUUUUAUAUUAUCAUGUUUCCUUGCUUUGAAAAGAAGAUUUUAAGUUUUUGCGGUCAGGUUUACGUGAAUGUACGUCAUCGAAAUUUCUUUAACAGAUGAAACGCUUUAAAUGAUUGUCAACUGUUAUCAUUAAAACUCUAAGUAAAUGUAAAAGAAAUAGUAAUCAGAACAUCUAAGAAUAUGGCGCUAAAAGUAUUGUGAGGAAAAUAGAAACAAAGUCCAAUAAACACUGCAUGACCAAAUACUUCAGAUUUCUAUAUUGCCCCCGGAAUCGAUAAAAGCGAUUUGAAGAAUCAAAUACAAUUUUGACGCAUUUAUGGAUUCGGCUUAGUAGGAAGAAAUGAAGUUAAUAUGUUCUUAGAUGUUGAAUAAUCAUCGGAAGAAAAAAUGACAUAACCAAGUACCAAAACAAUCGUUGAUCAUUAACCAGGCAAAUCAAUCUUAUACGUGUUGCUAAGAUCCUUCAAGGCAAGAUUACUGAGUGCAUUUUGUCUGAUUUGAGCAAAUACAUUGGUAAUCCCGCUGAAAAUGACCAAGCCACUCUUGGUCACUAUUAACAUCAGGCUUGCAUGGAAAAAAUGUCAGGAAUUACAGCGUAAAUGAAGAAAAUAAUAGGGCGAUGUUCGAAAGAAGAUUUGUGACGUCAAUAUAGGAGACCAACGAAGGCGCCUCUCGUGGCAUGUUAAAAUUAUCGAACGUAAAACCCGCGCGGGAGGACGCACACUAGCUAUCAUCCAUUACCGAUGUAUGGACGCUUGACAAAUAUUUUAUGGCAUUGGUGAACACAAGGUAACGGACUUUACAGGACAUUUCCCUUUUUUUUAUUCUGAACUCCUAGUUCUAUCUCCAGAACAGUAUGAAGAUGAAAAGGCAAUUCAAUUUUUCUUCUGUUACAUCCGAACUCUUCAACUAAACUGGGAAAUGGAUGCUUAUUGCUUAAAAGUGGAAGUCAACUUUUAGGGGAAGAAAACACACAAUUGUUUUGGAUUAUGCAUUUGAACUUCAUUUCAUAACUGACUGAAAGAUUGGGCAAUUAAUAGUUGUGUUGGAUCUUAAAUGAUGAACGUAUCUACCCCAUCAAUUGACUUUUUAAUUAACGAUUCGACAUUUAUCCCAACGGAAGCGGACGUCAUUGACUACAGCCAAAGAGUCUUGAUUUUCUUUACCGUCAUCAUGAGCCUGCUCACCGUAGCUAUGGCCGUCGGAAAUAUUUUCGUCAUCGUAGCUCUCGUCACAUUGAGACCCCUGCGUUCGGCGUCCAACCAGUUGACGAUCAACCUCUGCGUCGGUGAGACAAUCCUUGGGCUUGUCGUCAUGCCAUACGGGACCAUGACUAUGUUCUUGCGCGUGCCGGUAUGGGGUGAGGCCACAUGUAUAGCCAUGGCUUUUAUCAAGAUGACCAUCAUGUAUAGUACGAAUCUGACUUUGAUGGCCAUUGGUAUUGAUCGAUACAUGAAGGUAAAACACACCACACUCCAUCGUUUGCGAUUUAAAAGACCUUUGAUCAUCAUCCUCAUUACGUGGAUCCUUAGUUUGCUAUCUGCAUUACCCCCUCUUGUUGGUUGGGGUUGGUAUCACUGGGUUCAGGUGAAACCCAUAUGCACCAACGACUGGAUAGACAGCGUCUCAUAUACAUUGUUUUUAGUUAUUGGUUUCAUGUGUAUCCCGCUUUGUGUUGUUUUCUAUUGCUAUGGAAGCAUUGUUCGUGUUGUAGUUCAAAGUCGACGUCGGCUCGACGUUCAUCAGAGAAAAGAAAUAAAAGACGCCACUCCUCAUACGAGUGGGGGUCUAGAAUCUUUAGAGACUAACUCAGAGCAAGUCGGGAUACACCUUGAGCCAGUAAAAUGGGCAAGCCGCACUGAUAGAGCUGUCAACACUCUAGCUGUAAGUGUCAUCGAUACCCCUCCGCCCCGUCCGAAGCAAGAUGCAGUCAGACCGAAACUGCAACCAAGGUUCCUAGGCCGAUCGAAUGGGAUAGUAAAGAAACCGAUGAAACGGGUGAACAGGGCGGACAUAGCAGUCAUAAGAACUAUGAUCAUAGUAGUCAGCACUUAUGUUAUUUUCUGGUACCCCUACAUAAUUUGCAUGUUGAUUAAAAUCGUGACAAAGGAAAGGAUGUCUUUCAUUGUUGAAUCAACAACCAUUGAACUUGCUUUUAUAGGAAUGGCUCUGAAUCCGAUCAUCUAUGCAGUGUCGAACAAAGGAUUCCGACGUGAUCUGAAAUCGGCUUUUAAACGACAAAUUAAAGAAAAAAGAUGAAUGUGUAGCAUCUACUUUUUGGAUAUUGCCAAAAUAUAAAGAACAUGUACGUUUGUAAUUUAAAAUAAAUACACAUAACAAUGUCAUUUCUGAGAUAGAAAGAAGAAUUGUUAGGAUUAUAUUUGCAGAUGACCAACAUCUAUUUCCAUUUACUAACAAAGAUUAAUGCACUGUUCUAUAAAAAGAAUAAUUAGAUUUAGAUACAUAGGAUGGGAAAAGCAUUUUGUAUCAUGAUGAUUACGACAUGAAACUAUCAUUUGGGAAGUUAGUGAAGCUUCUUUGGAUUGAUGAAUUCGCUUGUUCACCCAAGGUGAAUCGCGACUGGGUUUUCUAUUUUUCGUCGUCAAAGUUUGAGAGGAUUUAUAUGGAAGACAUAAUUGUCAUUAUUGUCUACUCGUACAGUAACUUCUUGAAAAAAAAAAUUUGGAUAUUAAAUGUAUGAAUUAUUCGUGCUAUUUUGAAUAUACAUUAUUGCAUGAGAGUCCAUGAGGUCAUUCGCAUACUAGUACUUCAUAUUUUGUAAUUAUCUCUCAACGCAUGCCCAGAAGGCAAUUAAGUUUGUAUUUAAUAUUACAAGUGCAUUAAUGUUACAUACUACUAAGAAAUAACGAUAACUAAGGAAUGUGUCAUUUCUUUGAUCUGAUGUUGCAUUAAAAAACAUAGGAAGGCCAUUACAUAAACAUGAUAAACAAAGUCUGCUCGCACAUAAAUACCUAAUGUAUCUUUAUGAAUGACUUGAUAUUGCAAGCCGGAUUGGAUUUCAACAAUGAUCUAUCUCAUCAGCCAAGGAAUUUCACAACAUCAAUAAUCUUUACAAAGUAUUUUCUUAAUGGAAAACCAUCUAUCUGAUACAUAUUCAAUUAUAAAGGGAUUAAUCAUAAAUACAUAUUUUGUGGAGACACAAGAUGGUGUUUCAAUUAUCUGUCCCUAGAGUAACGAAUAAACUAAUAAACACCCGAGAUUACUUUAGUUAAGCUUAAACUACUUGAAAUAUGAAUUUGGUCAACUCCCUUAGGAACACUUAUAACGUACGGAUGAUAAAUGAAAAAGGUAGAAUAAAUAUAUCAUUGAAAUUAAAUUCGAAAAAGGCGAUGCGUUUUUUUUCAACUCGAUGAUAAUCUAUUGUCAGUGUUUCAGAUCUAUGAGACGGGGGUAACCGCGGUCCCGCUGUGAUCAUGAUGAUUUUGAAUUAUUUUGAAGUGAAUUAAAGAGAUGAAAACUUACAAAAAUAGAAGGAAUGAAGGAAGAAGAAGAACAAAAAAGAUGGCAACUACUGCAACUUUCCACACUUACACUUGUCUAUUGUUUUUCAUGAAUUCGUCAUUUCAGUUACAUCUCAAC